Messenger RNA from Nylanderia fulva, 1579 nucleotides. It is a transcript of the gene Ppcs, whose product is annotated as phosphopantothenoylcysteine synthetase. The record is from RefSeq and is a predicted model, not a curated record. Lineage: Eukaryota; Metazoa; Arthropoda; Insecta; Hymenoptera; Formicidae.
UUCUAUUUCUUAAUUUGACAUUAAUUCGCAUUUAUCUAUGGAUCAAAAUUGUUGCAUCGUUGCAUAAAAAAUUAUAAUUUAUAGAGAUACAUAAUAUUGUUGGGGAUAAAUAAUAAGCUAUAUUUAACAAUGUUGAUUACAGAUUAAGAGAGAGAGAGAAAGAGAGAGAAAGAGGAGAGAUAGUUUCUAUUAUGUAAUACAUAAAAUACUAUUAUAUAAGCAAGCAUUUUUAUUUCCUAUUAUUUUUCGUUCGUGCAACAAUUCUGUUAAACCAUCGUCAAUAUAAAUAUUUAAAAUGGUCUCAGCAUGGGAAGAUUUUUAUGCAAUGCAUCCUCCUCCUCAAGAUUUGUCACAAAAUGAAAAUGCUCUGAAAGAAUUUAUUCAGAAGCACUUAGACGAGGGCAAUAAAGUUGUAUUAGUAACAAGUGGAGGUACAACGGUACCCUUAGAACAUAACACUGUACGAUUUGUAGAUAACUUUAGUGCAGGCACAAGAGGAUCUGUUUCUGCUGAAUACUUCUUAGAGCAUGAAUAUGCAGUUAUUUUUAUGUACAGAGUCAAAUCCUUGGAACCAUUCUCAAGACAUUUCAUUGGACAAAAGUUUUUAGAUUUGCUAGAAAUAUCAGAUAAUAAUAAUGAAAAUCCUGUUAUCACAGUUUCAUCCGAAUAUGCACAGAAGGUAGCAACAGUACUGCAAAAAUAUAAAAAAGCAUUAGAUCAAAGGAAAUUGUUAGAACUCACUUUCACUACUCUUUCUGAAUAUCUCUGGCUGCUCCGAUCUGCUUGUCAAGCAUUAGCACCUAUGGAAAACAGAGCUAUUCUAUACUUAGCAGCAGCAGUCUCAGAUUUUUACAUUCCUUCUAAUGAAAUGUCAGUUCAUAAAAUUCACUCAACAGGACCACCAACUAUAUCUCUUCAAUUAGUACCAAAGAUACUAGCUCCAUUAGUUAGUUUAUGGGUACCGAAAGCAUUUGUAGUGUCCUUUAAAUUGGAAACUGAUGAAAGUGUGUUAAUUUCCAAAGCAAGAACUGCUCUCAAUAAAUAUCACCAUAAUCUUGUAAUAGCAAACAUGUUGCAAACUAGAAAGCAACAAGUGGUAAUUGUAAGCAAAGAGACAGAUUAUAUUCUGUCUCUUACAAAUGAGCAAUUAAAUACUGGUGAUGAGAUUGAACAAUUAAUUGUAAAUGACAUUGUUGAAAAGCAUACAAAAUUUAUGUGAUCUAAAUAAGUUAAUUGAUUGACUAUUACAAAAUAGAUAUAGAUAUUAUAAAAUAUUAAUUUUAAUAUUUCUAUGUAAAAUGCAUUUUAAAGACAUUAUAAUUAGAUAAGUUUUAUUAAUGGGAUACUCAGGUUUAAUAUAUAUUAAUUCAUACAUGUAUGAAUACACACAUGUAUAUAUUUAGGUGUACAGACUUAAGUUAUAAAUGACUAUUUUAUACAACAAAUAUUUUACAUUCACAUUUUUGUACAGAUUAUAAUAGGCAUGAGUAAAAGCUUGCUUAGGACACAUUGAUAUUGAUUAAAAUGAGAUAUAUUGUAAUAGAUCCUCUAUUAAAAUAACCAUUUAUUGUUUUGUUAA